Molecule: messenger RNA, 1167 nt
Organism: Parnassius apollo (apollo)
Lineage: Eukaryota; Metazoa; Arthropoda; Insecta; Lepidoptera; Papilionidae
Source: the annotation of a GenBank genome assembly
AUGCAAUCUUUGCCAACAUCAUCAAGUCGCAUACUUUACGACGUGCCGUGCGCUGUCUGUCGCGACCACUCCUCUGGUAAACACUAUGGGGUCUUCGCUUGCGACGGCUGUGCGGGUUUCUUUAAGCGCUCGGUGCGUAGGGACCGAAGGUACGCCUGCAAGGCUAGAUGUCCCGGUGCUUGCAUUGUGGAUAAAGCGCAUCGGAAUCAGUGCCGCGCUUGCAGACUGGCUAAGUGCUUGGAUGCAGGGAUGAACAGAGACGCCGUUCAACACGAGAGAGGUCCUCGCAACUCUACAAUUCGAAGACAAAUGGCUUUAUUCCUAAAAGAUCCCGCUGUUCCGUCUGCAGACGUAAAUCUUGCUCUGCCUCCUGUUCUGGAUCUAGCGUUGCCUAAACACAAUCUGUUGCCACCUCCGCCCAUGACAUUGUUCCACAACCCGUACAAUGAGUAUCAGAGGAUCAACUUGUUGUCUACUCCAUUAGCGCCAUGCCCUCUUAAAGCUCCGUCCCCACCUCCGAUCACCGCUUCACUUCUUAGUCCAACAGAGCCUGAAGCAAUGUGCGAAGCAGCAGCACGACUUCUUUUCAUGAAUGUAAAAUGGGCAAAAAAUGUUCCAGCAUUCACUUCCCUUUCACUUUCUGACCGAUUACUUCUUUUAGAAGAGUCCUGGCGAGAUCUUUUUGUUAUUGGUACUUCACAAUUUCUCUAUCCUAUAGAUUUAAAGAUUUUAUGUGAUGGAAAGAAUCCAAGAAUAGAUGUAAAGGAGGUUGAGGAAUUUAUACACUCAUUGAUUGAACUGGCAAAGGUGCGUCCCGAUAACAAUGAGUAUGCUUGUCUCCGAGCAAUAGUCCUUUUCAAGACUUCAAUUGGAGAAAAAAACGUUAGGGGAAGUCCUUCCCUAGCAGGGACAGAAAUAAGAAGGCUUCACGAUUUACCGGCUGUAGCAGCAUUACAAGACCAUUCUCAAGUUGUUCUCAACGAGUAUACGGCGAGAAUGUACCCCAAUGACACCACACGUGCAAGUCAUCUCCUUCAGUUGCUGCCAGUUAUUCGAAGAGUUUGUAGCGCAACCAUUGUAGAGUUGUUCUUCCGCACUACCAUCGGCGAGAUUCCAAUUGAAAGGAUAAUAAGUGAUAUGUACAGAACCGGAAAAGAUACUGUUUGA